AUGAAACCGCAACAACUUGAAUUCGAUAUACUCGGCUUCGUAUUCGAACAUAUAAAAGAAGAACGUCGUAUUAUUGAAUCUCCUAAUAUUGAACCAGUUAAGACGACUUCAUCAUGUAAUUAUCUUGGGUCGUUCAAAGUCCAUACCAUUAUUUGUGGUGAAGUGACAACAUUAACUCUCACCUUCAACAACAAUGAUUUAUUAUUACUUGAAAAGAAUAUUUCUUCGAAUUCAUCUAAUCCACAAACAACAAAAGCAAUAUUCAAGCUUUUAAAUAAACUUAUUCACCUUGAACGUUGUGUGGCUUUCAUUCUAAAAUAUUACAAAAAUAUAACAUUUGAACAGAUAAUAGCUGUUUCAUUUGGUUGGCUUGUCGAUGCCCAACGUCAUCGAGCACCUCAACACCUCUAUGACAUGGUUUUUACGCCUUCUUUCUCGUCAAAAGUUCCUCUAUUAUAUAAACUAUAUUUACCUGAUCGUGAUGAUAAAAUAAAACAUAUUUAUUUCAUAUGUACAUUUAAUGAUCCAUGGAUAUGUGAAAGCAAUCUAAGCCUUCAAUCUGAAGCAUUUAAAAGAGUUAAAGCUGAUGCAAAUCAAUCAAUGGAAUCAGUAUCAAAAGAAGAAAUAGUUCUAAUUGAUUGA
Rotaria sp. Silwood1 is the source of this 642-nucleotide messenger RNA. Lineage: Eukaryota; Metazoa; Rotifera; Eurotatoria; Philodinida; Philodinidae. The record is from the annotation of a GenBank genome assembly.